GUCAGCUGACUUGAGGCUGUCAGUUCUGCAUCAACUGGAGGAGCUCAGUAAAGAAUUAUCUUGUAGAAAAUGUCCACAUAGGUGAUAGACGAGUGACUUUUUGACUUUUUUGAGAGGCUUUGUUUGUUUGUUGCUCAGUAUAUUGAACGUGUUGUAUCAUGAAAGGCUUGUAUUGUAAACCGGGUGGAAGUGAAGCCGAGCCCAAGUUCGUUAUUCAGGAAACGACUCUCCCAGAGGAUUUAGGCAACCACCAGGUCCGGGUUCAGGUGAAAGCAUGUGGACUGAGCCCACUGGACCUCAAGUUACUAGAAGAUGUAGGGAUCCAGAGAGAUUUAAUACCCGUCGGCCGAGAAGUGGCUGGGGUCGUCCUGCAAGUGGGAUCCAAAGUUUCGUUUUUCCAACCUGAGGAUGAGGUUGUUGGUAUUCUUCCACUGGACUCCCCCUCAUCUGGACUGUGUGACACCAUUGAUAUAGAUGAACACUAUUUAGUUCAGAAGCCUGAGAAGCUGAGCUCAGUGUGCGUCGCUGGAGCGCUGCGUGACGGCCUCUGUGCAUACACCGCUCUGCACACCCAGGCGCACAUGGCAGCUGGACACACGCUCCUGGUCAUGGAUGGAGCUAGUUCCUUCGGCCUGAUGUGCAUCCAGCUGGCGUGUUACCAUGGAGUGAAGGUUCUGACGACGUCACACUCGCCACAAAAACACACAUUCUUGGAGCAGCUUCGACCUAGUGUAGGAGUUCAGGAUCCUUUAGUAGCCCGGGUAAUUCCAGUCUAUAACGGCUCAUCAGACCUACUGCCAGUAGUUUUAGAGGAAACAGGGAGUCUGGGAGUGGACAUAGUCAUUGACUCAGGAGUGUGUCUACAGGAAGAGGAGGGGCCAGAUGAUGUAAAGCUCCUCCCACAUAAGCAUGAUAUCAUCAGUGUGCUAGGAGUGGGCGGGCACUGGAUCACAUCCCACCAAGACCUACAGUUGGAUCCUCCAGACUGCAGAUUACUGCACUUAAAAUCAGCCUCUGUGUCUUUCCUGAACCCUGAAGUUUGGACAGCUUCAUCUGCUCAACAAGGACGAUACCUCCAUAUUUUGAAGGACAUUGUGGAGAAGAUGUCAGCAGGAGUACUCAGACCACAGCCUGAGGAGGCCAUCCCUCUCUAUGAGGCCACAGUUGCCAUGGAGACCGUCCAGCGUCAUCAAAAGAAAAAGGCUGUGAUUCAGCUCUGACCAAAGGGUUCACAUUCUGGGGAGCAGCAACUACCCUCAAUGCAACAGGCUCAGAUGUGAUGUGUCAUGUUUAUGUGGAGACAACAAGCCAGAUUUUAAGCCGGUUUAGAUUUUAUUUAUUGUGUACUUCACACUGCUUCAUUCUAGUUUACUGCUCAUACUACACAAGAAAAACAACUUGUGACAUUUUGAAGAACCUGCUGAUAUGGAAACAGAAUGUUUAUUUAGCAUCAAGUCAGUAUAAACAGGAACGGCAACUUUUUUUUUUUUUUUCAAAAACUUCAUUUAAACCUGGAUAAAACAAAUUCAUUCCACAAAUGUGAAUAAUCUUGCAUUUUUUU
Messenger RNA from Sphaeramia orbicularis (orbiculate cardinalfish), 1561 nucleotides. RefSeq names its product crystallin, zeta (quinone reductase)-like 1 (gene cryzl1). The transcript has 13 exons. Bases 159 to 1220 code for a protein of 353 amino acids. Lineage: Eukaryota; Metazoa; Chordata; Actinopteri; Kurtiformes; Apogonidae. The record is from RefSeq and is a predicted model, not a curated record. Gene Ontology annotation, molecular function: oxidoreductase activity.